Molecule: messenger RNA, 1962 nt
Organism: Hevea brasiliensis (rubber tree)
Lineage: Eukaryota; Viridiplantae; Streptophyta; Magnoliopsida; Malpighiales; Euphorbiaceae
Exons: 8
Coding region: 143-1642 (499 amino acids)
Biological process (GO): translation
Cellular component (GO): ribosome; mitochondrial small ribosomal subunit
Molecular function (GO): structural constituent of ribosome; RNA binding
Source: RefSeq, a predicted model, not a curated record
UCCCUCACUUUCUAUAAACAAAAGGGGUUUAGAAAGACGAAAAACCCUAGCACUCUUUUUGGCAAAAUUUCCCCUUGCUUUCUCUCAUUUUCUCUCGUUUUUUCCUUCCUUCUCCCAAAUGACGCAAUAACCAACGCCAAAAAUGAUUCCCAGAUCUUGGUCCCGCUUUCUCUUCCUCCAUUCCCUCAGAAAACCUAAAAAACCCCAAAUUCCUCAACUUUCCCGGCAAGUCUUAGCUUUUCCUCCCACUACCCAAACAUCCCCAUUCUCCUAUUCCUCGACCACCUUCUUCUCCACCUCCUCUGCUGCCUACAACCGUGUCGCCCAGGACCUCUUGGCCGAUCUAGAGCGCGAGAAACAGCGCGAAAGAGAGGCAAGGAAGCGAGCUGGACUAGACACCAAGGACAUUGAUCAAGAGGAUGAAGAGGAUUACUUGGGCGUGGGGCCAUUGAUAGAGAAGCUAGAGCGGAAUAUGAAAGCCCAUACUGGGGAUCUAUAUCUUCGCGAAGAGCCAUCCGAUUCGGAUAGCGAUGAGGAUGAUGAGAGGUUUGGGAGAGAAGCAUUGACAAAAGGGUUUGAAGUGUUCGAGAAGAAGCAUGAACGUCAUAAGGAGUUGCUCAAGAAUUUUGUAGAUUCUGAGACACUUGAGGAUGCUUUCAAAUGGAUGAGUAAAAUUGACAAGUUUGAGCAAAAACAUUUUCAUCUCCGACCUGAAUACAUGGUCAUUGGUGAGUUGAUGAAUCGUUUAAAAAUAGCAGAAGGCAAGGAUAAAUUUAUUCUUCAACAGAAAUUAAACAGGGCCAUGAGGCUGGUAGAGUGGAAGGAAGCUUAUGAUCCCAACAAUCCUGCCAAUUAUGGAGUUGUUCAGCAUGCGCAAGUUGGCCCUAAUAUUGAUUUCUUGGACAAUGUUGGGUUUGCAAAAGAAAAGCAAAUGAUACAAGGUGGGUCUGAUGAGGAUGAGGAGGAGUUUGAUGACAUGAAGGAACGGGAUGACAUACUAUUAGAGAAGCUCAAUGCUAUUGACCAAAAACUCGAAGAGAAGUUAGCUGAGUUAGAUCAUACCUUUGGAAAGAAGGGGAAGGUUCUUGAGGAGGAAAUCAGAGACCUUGCAGAGGAGAGAAAUUCUUUGACAGAAAAGAAAAGAAGACCAAUGUAUAGGAAAGGUUUUGAUGUGAAAUUGAUAGAUGUGAAUCGAACUUGUAAAGUUACAAAGGGUGGACAAGUAGUCAAGUACACUGCUAUCUUAGCUUGUGGAAACUAUCAUGGUGUUGUUGGUUUUGCUAAAGCCAAAGGCCCAGCAGUCUCUAUAGCUCUUCAGAAGGCAUAUGAGAAAUGCUUUCAGAAUCUCCACUAUGUAGAACGGCACGAGGAGCACACAAUUGCCCAUGCAAUACAAACAGAAUAUAAGAAAACCAAGGUGUAUCUUUGGCCAGCCUCAACUAGAACAGGUAUGAAAGCCGGAAGAAUUGUUCAAACUGUUUUGAAUUUAGCUGGUUUCAAAAAUGUCAAAUCGAAGGUUGUUGGCUCGAGGAAUCCUCAUAACACUGUUAAGGCUCUUUUUAAAGCUUUAAAUGCUAUUGAAACUCCAAAAGAUGUUCAAGAGAAAUUUGGCAGGACAGUUGUUGAGAAGUACUUGGUGUGAUCGCACCAUUUUUGUUGGAUUUGAGGUACUGCAGAGAGAAAUGGAAUUUUGUUGUUUUCGGGUCACUUAUCCUUGAACAUGGUAGGCAUAUCUGCCACCAUCAUUACUACUGACUCAAAUUUUUUGCUUCUCUCAAUCUCCUCAAGAAAGAACUGCUUUAGUCAUAAACUAGUGAGGUGUCUGAGCGACGCUCCAUGUGAAGUAUAGAAUAAUUAUGAUUGAUAAUAAUUUUUUUUUGUUUCUAUAUCUGUAUUAAUACAUUAAAACAGAAUGAAUUUGGGCAGUACUUUCAAUAGUAAUUUGUCUGUUUUGUCCCUUAA